AUGGUGUGGGCCUCCGGAGCAGACCAAGAUCCCGCACCUCUUCGGCAGUACAUGUGCUUUGAGUGUGAAAAGACUUUUACUACAGCAGACAAAUUUAGUCUUGAUAUUCACAUGAGAAUUCAUACUGGAGAGAAACCUUACAAGUGUUCACAAUGCGAAAAGAGAUUCAGUCAGUCUGGAGACCUGAAAGCACACAAGAGGGUCCACACUAGAGAGAAACCGUACACAUGUGAUCAGUGUGGAAAGAGUUUCACACGAAAAGGAAGCCUUACAGCACACAUGAGAGUUCAUACUGGAGAGAAACCAUUCACUUGUGAUCAGUGCGGGAAGAGUUUCACUCAAUCAGCAAACCUUAAGGAUCACAUGAACAUCCACACUGGAGAGAAACCAUACAUGUGUUCACACUGUGACAAGAGAUUCAGUCGGUCAAACGACUUGCAAAAACACAAGGUAGUCCACACAGGAGAGAAACCGCACACAUGUGAUCAAUGUGGGAAGAGUUUUGCACUAAAACAACACUUUACGGCACAUGUGAGAGUUCAUACUGGAGAGAAACCGUACAAGUGUUUAUACUGUGACAAGAGAUUCAGUCAGUCAGGAAACCUGAAGACGCACAAGAGGAUUCACACUGGAGAGAAACCGUAUCACUGCACUGCAUGUGGGAAGCGUUUCAAUCAUUCAGCUUCUCUACACAGUCAUAGAAAAAACAUUCACAGUAAGUAGAUCAUCUUCAGAUCCAGCACUUUCAGACCUGAUGUUGCGUCCUCAUAAAAUGCCAGAUAAUAAUGUGUCGAGCAAAAAAUAUAUAAUCUGGAUAAAUCUGU
Messenger RNA from Sinocyclocheilus anshuiensis, 824 nucleotides. RefSeq names its product gastrula zinc finger protein XlCGF7.1-like. The record is from RefSeq and is a predicted model, not a curated record. The transcript is spliced from 3 exons. NCBI's taxonomy places the organism in Eukaryota, Metazoa, Chordata, Actinopteri, Cypriniformes, Cyprinidae. Gene Ontology annotation, molecular function: DNA-binding transcription factor activity, RNA polymerase II-specific; RNA polymerase II cis-regulatory region sequence-specific DNA binding. Gene Ontology annotation, biological process: regulation of transcription by RNA polymerase II. The coding region runs from base 1 to 723 and encodes 240 amino acids.